Phyllopteryx taeniolatus (common seadragon) is the source of this 3897-nucleotide messenger RNA. RefSeq names its product FKBP prolyl isomerase 10a (gene fkbp10a). Bases 76 to 1743 code for a protein of 555 amino acids. The transcript is spliced from 10 exons. Lineage: Eukaryota; Metazoa; Chordata; Actinopteri; Syngnathiformes; Syngnathidae. Gene Ontology annotation, molecular function: peptidyl-prolyl cis-trans isomerase activity. The record is from RefSeq and is a predicted model, not a curated record.
CUCUAGAAUCACAAAGAUGUAGUGCUGGUUCGGUUCUGCAUCGGCAGGCAGACUGGGCUUCCUCCUAAACUCGGGAUGUUUCCUCUGCUGCUUUUCCUCCACGUCGUCGCCCUGAAAUGUAGCGCCGAGCUGCUGGACGUCGAGGUAGACCGGUACCACAUGCCCAAACGUUGCCCUCGCGAAGUCCAAACGGAGGACUUUGUUCGGUAUCACUUCAACGGAACCUUCCAGUCGAACGGCAAGACGUUCGACUCCAGUCAUGUCCGAGGUAAGGAAUAUGUCAGUCAGGUGGGAGUGGGCCGCCUCAUCCACGGAAUGGACCGCGGCCUGCUGGGUACCUGUGUCAACGAGCGCCGUAGGAUCACCGUCCCGCCGCACCUGGCCUACGGGAGCGUAGGAACAGGUGGCGUGAUCCCGCCGGACGCCAUCUUGGUUUACGACGUACUGUUGCUGGACAUUUGGAACUCCCAGGACAAAAUCCAAAUCCGCAGUCUAAGCAAACCUGAGCGAUGCGCACGCGCCGCCGCCGCCUCCGACUUUGUGCGCUACCACUACAACGGCACCCUGCUCUCCGGGAAGACCUUUCUCUCCAGCCAUGCUAAGAACGCGACCUACGACACGUACUUGGGGCAAGGCGACCUAAUCGCGGGCAUGGAGGAAGGCCUGCUGGGAAUGUGCGUCGCAGAAAGACGCAUCGUCAUCGUCCCGCCGUUCCUGGCGUACGGAGAGAAAGGACACGGAAGUGUUGUGCCCCCUCAGGCCACGCUGGUGUUUGACGUUCUGAUGGUGGACGUGUUCAACCCCAAAGACGACCUCGUGGUUGAAGUCCAGGAGGUCCCGGAAGGCUGCGAGCGGAGGAGUGCCGUGGGGGACUUCAUCCGCUACCACUACAACGGCACCUUCCAGGAUGGGACCGCCUUCGACUCCAGCUACAAGAGGAACAGUACGUACAACACGUACGUGGGCCGAGGCUACGUCAUCGCAGGCAUAGACCGAGCCCUGGAGGGUCUGUGCAUGGGCGAGAAGAGGAAGGUGGUGGUGCCGCCUCACCUGGCGUACGGAGGAGAGGGCGUCGGCGAGCUGAUCCCCGGCUCGGCCGUGCUGGUGUUCCACAUCCACGUGCUGGACUUCCACAAGCCCGACGACGCGGUGGAGGUGAAAGUGGUCCGCCGGCCCGAGGAGUGCGGGCCGGGAAGCCGGGAGGACGACUGGCUCCGCUACCGCUACAACUGCUCGCUCAUGGACGGCACGCUGCUGUACUCCUCGGACCAGUACAACUCUCCAUCUGUCACCACGCUGGGAGCCAAUGAGGUGAUUCCGGGUCUGGAGCAGGGUUUGAUGGGCAUGUGCGUGGGCGAGACCAGGGAGGUGGUGGUCCCGCCGCACUGGGGUCACGGGGAAAACGGAGCUGGCGUGGUUCCGGCUAGCGCGGUGCUCUUCUUCCAGCUGGAGCUGCUGGAGCUGCAGAAAGGCGUCCCCAAAGGCUUCAUGUUCGUGUGGCUGGGCGACGUCCCCGAGCCCCUCUUCCCCGCCAUGGACCUGGACGGCGACCGCCAGGUGCCCCUGCAGGAGUUCUCGGACUUCAUCGCGCUGCAGGUGCAGAGGGGCAACGGGCGCCUGAGGCCCGGCAUGCCGCCCGACGACAUCAUCCGGGACAUGUUCGACAGUCAGGACCUCGACAAGGACGGGAAGAUCGUCGUCCGGGAGGUGACGUUACGGGUGGACGACCGGGACGAGUUGUAAAAGGAGCAAACUUGCACAUUGUCAUGUCUACAAGCCACUACGUAUUUGUUUCACUCACUGGACACAACAUUAGGUACACCUCCAUAGUCGAACAGCCGUUAAAACGGGGAACAUUAAAACCGACCCAGUCAAGAGUCAAAACUGGAACCUUCCAACUGUGAGGCAGAUCUGCUAGCCACCACUCUGCUGUGCUGCCAGCACUCUUUCAAAUAUGUCAUAUUUAGUGCAUAGUAUUGAUUAAAAUGUGUAUAAUGCUCUAUUUACAAAAUAGGCGGGAGUAUGUAUAUUUAUUCUGAUGAUCUUCCGUCUGUCUCUCCUUGUCCAUUCUCAUCCCAAAGUUGACAAGAAAAACACAAUAGUGAGUGAGGUGCAUAUGCCAAUUUUUGUAAAAUUGGAUUUUCUGGGACAAAUAAGAUGCCCGGUGAGUAAAGGAGAGCACGUCUGCCUCGCAGUCAGGAAAUCCAGGUUUGAAUCUCUGUCUUCCAUGAACCUAACAGGCAUGUUUGUAUUUCACCAUGUUGCCUGUUUUUGGACCCUCAAAUGCAAAAUACAGUGGUGCCUUGAGAUAGUUAGGGUUAGGCUAACCCUAACCUACCAGCAAAGUCUUCAAAAAAGAGGCUUCAAACUGUUUACUGUCAAACUAAAACAUAAAACAAAGAGAAUUACACUUUGUAUAUUUCAAACAACCAAACAACUGCCUUGCGCCUGCUAGCUUUGUGCUAAUGCACAAUGGGAAACGUCAUAGAUGGGCUAAGGAAUAGCAUCGGUGUCGCGCGGUUAUAACCCAUUAAGCAAUGACUAUUUGAACACAAGCUGUUGAGCAACACAUAGACCGAUAAUUCAUACAGGCAUAUAGUCUUUGUCCAAUAUUAUUUCACCUUACUGAGUCACAGAAAGUAGAGGUGACUCUUCGUUUGUGUGUGGAACCAUUGUAUCCUGCUUCCUGUUGGCCAAAACUGGUACACAAGGAGCAGCACAAUGCAUGAAAUCAUGAGACACUGAUGCUUUCUUCAUAUUCAAAUUCUAUUAUGUUGUUUCUGUUUAUGAAGUACAAUAAUAUAGAGUGCUAUUUUCCUUCCUGACAAACCCAUUACAUUUUUUGUUGGAAUUAUUAGGUAGGCCGGAACGGAUUAAUGGUGCUCCUUUCAUUUCACUGGGGAAAGAUGAUUCUGAGUUUCUACACAUUUGAAAAUACUUUUUCCAGAUCCUAAUUUCCAGACUAAAAAACUCUAAUUGAAGUCCAAUGUUAGGGAGGCACUGCUUUAAACUCUCCGUUGGUCUUUGUUGAUUGGACGGCACUGUAAAAAUUGUACCCUAAGUACUUGAAGUUUUGACUUAUAAGAAAAUCUGGGAAUGGAAUUUCCUGAGCUAUUCAGAAUCGAGUAUUCGCUAAAACCUUGGUAUAAAUACUGUGCUCUCACACAAACGUAGCUGCACGUCUCAGUGCCUUAAAAAAAAAAAAAAAAAACUGAUUGAUUUUUUUCAUUAUUAUUAUAUUUUUUUUAGAUAUUCAUAUUUUGUUUUAGAAAAUAGAGCUGUCUUAACAGUCUUGGAAAUAUGAAUAUUUUUUUCGUACAAUAUUUUCCAUUCUUUUCCAGACUUGGAAAUAUAUUAAAUCAAAUUCCGUACUUUUCCGUCCUUUUCAUACUUUCGUAGAAACCCUGAUUGAGUUGAGAUAGUAAUUUUUUUAGUCACAAGCAUGGUCGCUGAGCCAAACCAAUUCGUCUCUCAAGCCACCACUGUAUUAGAAGACAUGUCGAACUAAUACUGGGGUCCGAUUGAUUAACAUGCCAGGUGAUUUAAUCGGCCAAUAUUAGCCCUUUUCAAAUCGGCAGAUUUUUUUUUUAACACAUUACAACAUAAGACGAGUAGCGAGUUGUCUCAUUUGUGAUUAAGGGCUUAAACUUGACUAGACAAAGAUACUAAGUUACAAUCAAUCAAACAAAAAAAAUAAUAAUUGGCUGAUUUUUCUGUUCAAUACUAAAGGAGAAAGCAUUGUAGAAGAUUCAAAUGUUCUGCCUGCAAUUCGUAUCAUCAUUGUUGGAUUUAGGGACCACAAAAAAGUUCUUUUAUUCAUUAUAUAUUUUCUAAUCGGCCAUCAAAAAUGUACUUUGCCAAAUAUCAGAACGUGUCUAAAAAAAAAAAUCCAUAUCG